Spirodela intermedia is the source of this 2580-nucleotide messenger RNA. The record is from the annotation of a GenBank genome assembly. Lineage: Eukaryota; Viridiplantae; Streptophyta; Magnoliopsida; Alismatales; Araceae.
AUGUUGGAUCUCAAUGUUGCCUCCGACGACGAGCGCUCCACCCAGGGGGAACCCUACGACGGCGAGAAGCUCCAGAAAUAUCCAGGUAAUGCCGGUGUGGAUGACUCCGGCUCGUCCAACUCCUCAAUCCUCAAUGCGGAGGGCUCCGUCAGCGCCUGCGACGAAGAUUCAUGCUCCACCAGGUCCACCUUUCGCUUCGGUAUCCUCAAGGAAGCCGGCGACGAGGAUUCCGAAGGUGUGGAGAAUCGAGAUUUACAGGAGGACGAGGCGAACAACAUUGAUUCUAAGUUGGCCGCUACCCGGCCAGAAAUCGUUACCUGGCAACUGUUCCCUCCCGCUGCUCCUCGGGAAGUAGGGGGAAGUGGCUUCGUUCCUCAGGCUGUAGAGAUGAUCCCUCCAUUACCAUGCUUUCCGUCAUCAUCAGAACCGCACGGGGUAGAUCCCAGAGUCUCCCGGGGGAACGUCAACGGGCAGCCAGAAUUUAGGUUGCUCCAGCAGCAGCAGCAGCAGCAGCAGCAGCAAGUGAAAAAGAGCAGGCGGGGUCCUCGUUCAAGGAGCUCUCAAUACAGGGGCGUCACCUUCUAUCGGAGAACGGGCAGAUGGGAAUCACACAUCUGGUUAGUAUGGCCGUUCUUUCGAAGCUCCUGAGACCCUCCCUUCCUCCUUGGCCUUCUUUGAUCGGAAUUUUCUCCCUUCCUUGCGCAGGGACUGCGGAAAGCAAGUGUAUCUGGGUAAGAAUUCUUCUCAUCUCUGGACAAAGAAAGUGUGCUUUGAAGUGAUGCUCAUCUUUCGCCAUUUUUUCGCCAAUUGGGCGCAUCAUCAGGUGGGUUCGACACCGCUCACGCUGCCGCGAGGUCAGAAAACGUCUUUUAUUUUCUUUCCUCCAUUGCUCUGAUUAUGUUCUUGGCACAGAACAAAAAUAUAAUCAGAGGUAUCUGCUUGGUUACAGGGCCUACGAUCGCGCUGCGCUUAAGUUCAGAGGUGUUGAGGCAGACAUCAAUUUCAACCUCAGUGACUACAACGAGGAGCUGAAACACGUGAAUUCUGCUUCUCUAGUCCCUAGUCCCCUCCGAGAGCUUCUCUAUCCGAUUACCAUAAUCUUGUUCUCUGUUACCUUCUUUUGUUUUCUGCAGAUGAGGAAUCUAUCAAAAGAGGAAUUCCUUCACCUUCUGAGGCGCCAAAGCACAGGAUUCUCAAGGGGAAGCUCCAAAUUCAGAGGGGUGACCCUCCACAAGUGUGGUCGCUGGGAGGCCCGCGUUGGACAGUUUCUGGGCAACAAGUAAAUAUCUAUCCAUCAUCGUUUUGUUCUCUGCAGAACUGAAUCGGACCAAGAUGAUUCGGAGUUGCUUAUGCUAAAAAAAGAAAGAAAUCAAACGGGGAAUUCGGUAAUCAGUCUUUUUCUGAUGAGGGCACACUGAUUCUGCGCAGGUAUAUAUAUCUCGGAUUGUUUGACAGUGAAGUCGAAGCCGCAAGGUUCUAUAUAUCUACAUCUCUUCUCCCUUAUUAUCCUGGUUAUGGGUCGUGAAGGUCUGCUCCAUGAUUUCAUCUGGGUUAUCCUCUGGCGCUCAUCUUUGUCUCCUGUUUCUGGUCAUCAGGGCUUACGAUAAGGCCGCCAUUAAAUUCAACGGAAGGGAAGCCAUUACAAACUUCGAGCCGAGUAUUUAUGGGGAAGAGAGAACUGCUGAAAUCGAUGCCGAUGGUAUUCCUCACUACAGACCCGCCCCUUCCCCUUUCUCCUCUACUCUCAAGACUCUACCUUGGAGCUCAUAUUUCACAUUUGACAGGAUCUAACCGUAAACUCGACCUGAACUUGAGCAUAUCUCAGCCUACAGCUCCUGGUUCAAACAAUGGCGUGGAUAAAGCCGGGCUCUGUUAUCAGAAGGCCCACAUAGAAUCACCAGAUACUGAGAAACAUGGGGUAACCAUUUGAUGACUCCUCUUGAUUCUAUCAGUGGUUUGUUUAUUUUAUAAAACUAUAUUGAAUCAAAUUACUAUGAUUGCUGUUCAUUAUAAUUGAUUUAUUUUCUUCAUUAUCACAUGCCCUCCUCGGCAUGUGACGGAUAUUCGGCAGGACUUUGCUGAAUAUAUGGUAGUUCCUGAUGGAUAUUGUCCCUGCGGUUGACUUGGGAUUGAUAUUUACGCCUUGCAAGGUCUGUGUGGUGUCGGUGAGGACUGAUGAUUUGGUUGGCCAUUGUCACAGGUUGACUACAGCACAUUGCUUAAGGCAAGCCAACCCCAUCACUUAAGGAUGACCAAUGAGAACCCUUCUCUCUCGACCUCCCCAUUCCUCUGGUACCUUCCCAGAUUUGAGGUGACCACCUUUCUGGGUUUACUCAAAAUAGUAUUUUCUUUUUGCCCCCGUGGAUUUAUUCACGUUUCACUGUAUCUAAUCUCUUUUUUCAUUUCCUCUCUCUCUGUCUUGUUUGCUUGCUCACUGUUCAUUUCCAUUUUUAGCAACAAAGAACGUCUGAGAAGAGGCCAGAGGCGGGUUUUCCAGCUCUUCCCACCUGGUCCUGGCAGCAAGCACCUGCGUCUACUCCAUCGCCGCUGCUCUCUUCUGCAGCAUCAUCACGAUUCUGA